Molecule: messenger RNA, 2240 nt
Organism: Cyprinodon variegatus (sheepshead minnow)
Lineage: Eukaryota; Metazoa; Chordata; Actinopteri; Cyprinodontiformes; Cyprinodontidae
Gene: ism2b
Product: isthmin 2
Exons: 6
Coding region: 583-1986 (467 amino acids)
Source: RefSeq, a predicted model, not a curated record
AAAGAGGCAAGUUUGCUGAACCCGUUUGGCUGGGCAGGACGCGCACAAACUAACGUGCUGUAAAACCGUCGGAUCAACCUUGUCUUGAUACCAGAUUAACGCAUCAGAUAGAUAACCAGAAAGCCCAGAUGUCAGUGUAUUGGAAGAAAACAUUCUUACUGACGAGGAGUGAGUCACAGUUUAAAGCAGCUGAAUAAGCGUGCGCCGGUGCGGACUGGGAGAUUCGGCGUGGGGUGUUACACUCCUGUUACACUCUCUCGGGUACUUAAAGCCCCUGCUGCUGCAGCGGUUUUUAUGGGGAAGAGGAGCGUGGAGCUCGCGACGCCGAACGGACCAACAGCUGCUGCUGCUGCGCGAGCCUCUGGUGCAUCAGAGAGCGCGUGGGAUGCCCGAGCACGCGGCUGGUGCGCAUCUUCAUAAAGAGCUUCGAUACUUCAAAACUGCAUCUGUUCAGAGCUAAAGUCUGAGACAGAACAAGAGUUUGAAGAGAGUUUCUCCUAAACCAAGAAGCUGCCUCAUAUCCAGAGCUAACCAGAGAAAAGUUUUUAUUUGUUUUUAAGAACUUCAAAGGGAACAGAGAAGAUGCGUGGAGAGGUCGCGAGGAGAUUUCAGAUGCUGCUCGCGCUUUGCUCCAUUCUCCUCUACAGUUUGGGAGCGGGAUUUCCAACAAAACGCAAGAGCUUCACACAUAAAAUUCAUGGCAAUCCAGUUCACGUUGCUGGGAUCCAGCAUGUUUCUGAGGAGCAGCAGAACCAGGUCCAGACCAUACUUCCUGAGCCUCACAGCCACCAGAGGAGGUGGUCUCACCCCCAACAUCGCUCUGUAGGUGUUCUCCCACAGCCCGAGCCCGAGGAAGAGACCAAGCCUUUUAUUUUGGACCUAAACAACUUUCCAGACCUGACCAACGCUGACAUUAACUCACAGAACCCCAACAUACAGGUUACUAUAGAAGUAGUCGACGACCCUCAGAUGGAGGUAGAGAUGGACCUGGCCAAUGAAAAAGAUUGGCUACCUUCUUCUUCGUCUCCUUCCUCCACAGUGGAUUUGAUCGGAGGCAAGAAGCUCUUCUGGCCCCUGUUUUGGAGCUACACCGAUUCCAGUGAGGAAAUCAACAGUCGGUCAAGCACAGACGAAACUGGGGAAGAGGAAGGGGAGGAUGAUUACUCUGUGGAUUAUGGGAGUGAAGAGCUCUUACUCAGUGGAGUUGGGGGAGACUGGGAUACUCGCUGGAAUGGUUUCGAUCCCAUGGAAAGCUACUAUGAGAAAGACACUGAUGAAUGGACUCCUUGGUCACCGUGCUCGGUGACAUGUGGACACGGUGAAAGGAAGAGGACUAAAUCCUGUGGCUACUCCUGCAUGCUGACAGAAGCUUCAAAGUGUGACCUGGAGCCUUGUCCUGGGGAUGUCAACACUGUAGUAGAACCAUUCCCCUUUGAGAUGGAGAAUGGAACUGAACCAUUCGGAACAGAUGUGGACAGCUGUGAGAAAUGGCUGAACUGCAAGAGUGACUUUCUCCAAAGGUAUCUGGAGCAGGUUUUGUCUGAGCUGCCCAGCUGCCCCUGCUCGUACCCGUCUGAAGUGGCUUACACCGUGGUAAGCCUGCAUGAUGAGACUCACGGCCGAACUUUCCGAUGGCGCGACGCCAGUGGCCCAAAGGAGCGCUUGGACAUCUACAAGCCCUCGGCACGCAGCUGUAUCCGCUCAGCGCUUUCCAGCGACUCAUCUACUCUGGCAGCACAGCACUGUUGCUACAACGAUCGUGGUCGGCUGAUCACACGCGGGAAGGGAGCGGGCACACCGAACCUCAUCAGCACAGAGUUCUCACAGGAGCUGCAUUUCAAGGUAGAUGUUCUGCCUUGGAUCCUGUGUAAGGGGGACUGGAGUCGCUUCCAUGUGGUGCGGCCACCAAAUAACGGACUGAGUUGCCCAGAAAACCCCCAUGAAGACGUGUUUAUGAAUGAACUUGAAGAGGCCAGAGAGUACUGAGGUCCUAGAGCCAAAACAACUACACUUCAGUUCAAGAGUCAGAAGACCCAGUCCAAAUUUCUGCAACACCCUCUGCUAAAAGUUUGGAAAUAUUACUUUUAAGCCACUCAUGAGCUAUUAAUCAUUUAUGGAAAACUCAAACAAUUUCAUUCUUGACUGGGAGUUUUGAUGAGGUUUGUGCCUAUUUCAAAUUAGGAAUAGCAUCAUUGUUCUGAAUACAGGCCGGACUUACUAAUUUAAACGAAUAGAUGAGG